CACAUGGAUUCCGGUAUUCCAUUUUUCAACGGCGCUUCGAUCUGAGCGCGCGCUGACAGCCCCCGGUGACCGGCGCAUCCAUCAGACCCGGCGAGGGAAAGAGGCAUCACUUCGCCGGUUCCAUCGAUCUGCCGGAACUGGCCAGGCACCGUUUCGCGUGUGUGUGUGUGUGCGAGCGAGGAGGGCGAAAGCGGCCCUGAGGUAUUUCUGCGACCGAAGAGCAGCCUGCUGCACGCUUAACGGAGAGCCAGUGAGACGCUCAGGAAAUAAAAUCCUCAAAGACAUCCGAGGGAACCUGCCUGGCUGGAAUAUUUCAUCGCUUAGGAGGAAAGCGGUCCUCUCUUGCUCAGAUCACAGGUGGCAAGUAGAACCAAAAACAGCCCAGUGCUGGAUUCCAGAGGGACAGCUAGAGUGCGCAGACCCUUGAGGUGAAGGAGGGUGCAUGGAUCACUCAAGGACAAAAACUUCUGCCUACCUCUGGUUGGGCGUGGUCUCCGUGGCAACAACCUUCCUCUGUGCAGAGGCGCGAGUUACACCAAGCCCACCCCUCCCUGACAACAACACAUGUGUUGAGGAGACGGGUCGAUGCCAACCUGGCAUCAUCUUACCCAUUUGGUACCCUGAGGACCCCUCGAUGGGCGACAAGAUCGCCAGGGUCAUCGUGUACUUUGUGGCAAUGAUUUAUAUGUUCCUGGGGGUGUCAAUUAUUGCGGACCGCUUCAUGGCCGCCAUCGAGGUCAUCACGUCCCAGGAAAAGGAAAUCAUUAUUAAACGGCCAAAUGGCGAGACAACAACCACAACGAUCCGCGUGUGGAACGAGACUGUGUCUAACCUCACGCUCAUGGCGUUGGGCUCCUCUGCGCCUGAAAUUCUCCUCUCCGUCAUCGAGGUAUGUGGACACGAGUUCCAUGCAGGUGAACUCGGCCCAUCCACCAUUGUUGGCAGCGCUGCCUUCAACAUGUUUGUGAUCAUCGGCCUGUGCGUGUCUGUGAUCCCUGAAGGGGAGGUACGAAAGGUGAAGCACCUACGUGUGUUUUUUGUGACGGCGGCAUGGAGCGUGUUUGCCUACAUCUGGCUCUACAUGAUCCUGGCAGUGUUCUCACCCAAUGUUGUGCAAGUGUGGGAAGGGCUUCUCACGCUGGCGUUCUUCCCCAUCUGCGUUCUUCUGGCCUGGGUGGCUGACCGUCGGCUGCUCUUCUACAAGUUCAUGCAUAAGAAAUAUCGCACGGACAAGCACCGGGGCGUCAUCAUUGAGACUGAGGGUGACCGCUCUAAAGGCAUCGAAAUGGACGGAAAGAUGAUGAAUUCUCAUUUUGUAGAUGGUGGAGCUGCAAGAAACUUAAUGGGCCUGAUUGAAGGCAAGGAGGUGGACGAGUCUCGCAGAGAUAUGAUCCGGAUCCUGAAGGACCUGAAGCAGAAACACCCGGAGAAGGAGCUGGACCACCUGGUGGAGAUGGCCAACUACUAUGCACUGUCACACCAACAGAAAAGCAGAGCGUUUUACCGUAUCCAGGCUACGAGGAUGAUGACCGGAGCUGGGAACAUUCUCAAGAAGCAUGUGGCGGAACAGACCAAACGUAGCGCUAGCGUUCAAGAAGUGCAUGUAGAAGAACCAGAGGAAUUUGUGUCCCGGAUUGUGUUUGAACCUGCCAUUUAUCAGUGUCUGGAAAACUGCGGGGCCGUAUUGUUGACGAUAGAGCGUAAGGGUGGCGACAUCAGCAAGACAAUUUAUGUGGAUUAUAAAACGGAGGACGGAUCAGCGAACGCCGGUGCGGAUUAUGAGUUUACAGAGGGCACUGUGGUGUUCAAGCCUAGUGAGGUUGUCAAGGAGAUCACCGUUGGCAUCAUUGACGAUGACAUCUUUGAAGAGGACGAGCAUUUCUUUGUGCGUCUCAGUAACGUGCGCGUUCUCGAGACGGAGGAUGAGGUGUUGUCGCCCAGUAGCUUGCCAUACCCAAAAGCUUUGAUAGGAUUCCCUGCUGUUGCCACGGUUACCAUCCUCGAUGAUGACCAUGCAGGCAUCUUCACUUUUGAAAGCGCGUCGAUGCACAUGAGUGAGAGUGUGGGCAUCAUGGAAGUGAAAGUGCUGCGGACAUCAGGAGCACGAGGGACCGUCAUUAUUCCAUUCCGCACAGUGGAGGGACUCGCUAAGGGGGGAGGAGAGGACUUUGAGGAUGCGUAUGGAGAACUGGAGUUCAAAAACGACGAGACCUGUAAAACCAUACAGGUUAAGAUUAUUGACGAUGAGGAGUAUGAAAAAAACAAAAACUUCUACCUGGAGCUGGCGGAACCACGCAUGGUGGAUAUGAGUCUUCAGAAAGCUCUGUUGUUAGCUGAUGAUAUUCCAGACAGGAAGUUGUCAUCAGAGGAAGAGGAAGCAAGAAGAAUAGCAGAGAUGGGGAAGCCUGUAUUAGGCGAGCAUGCAAAAAUAGAGAUCAUCAUAGAGGAGUCGUAUGAGUUUAAGAGUACAGUAGAUAAGCUGAUUAAGAAGACUAACUUGGCUCUGGUUGUGGGCACAAAUUCCUGGAAAGAACAAUUCAUGGAGGCCAUAACUGUCAGUGCAGGAGAUGAGGAUGAAGAUGAGGGGGGAGAAGAACGUCUGCCAUCUUGUUUUGAUUAUGUCAUGCACUUCUUGACUGUGUUCUGGAAAGUUCUGUUCGCCUGUGUACCGCCCACGGACUACUGGAACGGUUGGGCAUGUUUUGUUGUUUCUAUAGUGAUCAUCGGUCUAUUGACGGCUGUGAUUGGUGACCUGGCCAGUCACUUUGGCUGCACCAUUGGCCUGAAGGACUCUGUCACUGCUGUGGUGUUUGUAGCUCUGGGAACGUCUGUCCCUGAUACCUUUGCCAGUAAAGUUGCAGCGGUGCAGGACUCAUACGCUGAUGCAUCUAUCGGUAACGUGACCGGUAGCAACGCUGUGAAUGUUUUCUUGGGAAUUGGAGUGGCGUGGUCAGUGGCCGCCAUCUACUGGCACAUGCAAGGCCGUGCGUUUGAGGUGCAAGCGGGAUCCCUCGCAUUUUCUGUCACUCUUUUCACCAUCUUUGCCUUCCUGGCGGUGAGCGUCCUGCUUUAUCGACGCAGGCCUCAUAUUGGUGGAGAGUUGGGCGGCCCGCGUAGUCACCGUAUCUUCACCUCACUCUUUUUCUUCAGUCUCUGGUUUCUCUACAUACUUUUCUCCAGUCUGGAGGCUUACUGUCAUAUACAGGGCUUCUGAAGAGAUGAGACAGGGACAGGAUCUGGUGGGGUAAGGGGCUAGAGACGGGGAGAGAGAGAGAUGGAUUCAAUCAACUUCUAGUCAUAAACGAAUGCGUAAGAGCUAAGGACUUAUUCAAAAAGGUUUAAAAAGGCUGAGUCUCUUCAGUCUGAGGAUGAAAUGAUGAAGUGUGUUAAGUAUUUUACCUAUCUCUCUGAAGGAUGGGACAGUCUUAACCUGCAUUCUGAGCUUUUCACAGUCUAUAUUUUUCUCAACACCUGCUGAGAACGACUUUUUUCUAAUGAAGUAUUUUGGGGAAAAAAAGACAUAAAAAUAACAAAAAGAAUAAAAAGGAUUCAAAGGACUAUUUUCAAAUCUGCUUCCAGGAUUAGAAAUAAUAUUUCAACAAAAAAAUUAAAUAUAUAACUACAUGAAAUCUGUUACUGAGUGACAUUUGAAGGACCCAUAAAGUUUAUUUAUUUUUUCGUCAUUUAGUUUUGGAAGAACUCACAGAGCUUACAGCUUUUAUCAUCAGGCCAAAGUCCCGGCUAGAGAGAGUGGCUCAGAAACACAGAACGUGGAGAAGAGAGAUGAACAUGAACUAUGGCUGAACAAUGCAUUUUCUCCCUGAUAUUCCUGUAUGGAUAUAAUCUGCUUCCAUAUUUUUUCUAUACUUUGUGUUUUUCCUGCAAAGUGUUGUUAUUUAGAGCAUCACUGGGGCUUUGGAGGGUUUCUGCAGAACAGAACAUAAGAAAACAGCAUACAGAGAGAGAAAAUGAGGCCUUUUUGAUUUGAAAGCUCUACACUUUCAUCGAAACAAACCACUAGUGUAUUUUCUGAAAACACAGUGGAGGAGAGCGCACUGCAUCUGCUAUUACAGUUGUUGUUGUUUUAAAUCUGUUUGUUUUUAAGUCUUUCAGUGUUGUUGAACAAACAUAAACACCCCAAAGAGUCCCAUAUAGACCCACCUCACCCCAAAUAGUCCUCCUAUAUAGAAUCACAUGACCAGGAGUCCCUUUAGUGUGCAUCUAAACAGCGUCUGAAGUGUCAGUUAUGUAGGUGGUGAAUACAAAGGAGCCUUAAAUGCCUACAGUCCAAAAGCGAGCAUUACAAGUUCACAAACAGCUCCAGAUUGUUCUGUGGUUUUGAUUUAAUCUGCCAAGGAGAGUUUUUAAAAUUUUAAAGGAGUAGGAUAGAGAUAUUCUGCCAUACAAAGGCAAAACACUGUAACUAUACUGUAAGGAGAGAAAAAGAAAAAAGUCUUGUUUAAUUUACAGGAAAAAAACUGGCAACUGUAGUUGCUAGAAAUUCACUACAAAACAAUUUAGUAACCAUGUUCAGGCAUUACAUGAUGGAUGUCAUUUUUGUGCCUGUAUAUUUUACACAUUACUACCAUAAAUAUCAUUAAAUGAUACAAUGUUAAUAUACCAACCUACUGGAACUAUAAAAAUCUGCUUUGCACUUAAAAUGUAAUGUUAACAACCACAAGUGGUCAAACAAAAGGCCACAUGAUUAAAUUAAAUCAAGAGUGGCCCUUCCAGGAGCAGUGGCCAAUAAAUAGGUAUAUAAACACAAAACACCAUCAGUAAAUAACACGUUACACUUAAAUUAUGCGAUAAACAUUAGAUUUAAAAAAAAAUAUAGUAACUGAUAUUAAAAAUAGGAAGAAAAAAAUAUUUCAAUAAACUAAUCAAAUAUGAUGGGUUAUUGGUUUUUACCAUAAGUUUAACAAUAGUUCAUCAUAGAAAUGCAUGUAUUGUCUAAAUUUUCACUGUACAUGGUAAGGUUAAAGGAAUAGUUCACCCAUAAAUUAAAAUUCCCUCAUCAUUUACUCACCCUUAUGGCAUCCCAGAUGUGUAUGACUUUCUUUCUUCUGCUGACAAACACAAGAAGAAGAAUAUCUCAGCUCUGUAGGUCCAUACAAUACAAGUGAAUGGUGACUAAAAUUUUGAAGCUCCACAAAAAGGAAGGCACAAAACUCCAGUGGUUAAAUCUUUAUCUUCAAUAGUGAUAUGUUAAGCGUGGGUGAGACAAAGAUCAAUAGUUGAGUCCUUUUUUACUAUAAAUUCCCUCCCUGUCCAGUAGGUGGCGAUGUGCACGAAGAAUGCGAAUGGCCAAAAACUGAAGAAUAAGAAUGUGAAAGUGAAAUAUGAGAUUUAUAAUUAAAAAUGACUUAAAUAUUGUUGUUUCUCACCCACACUUAUAUCGCUUCUGGAGAUAUGGAUUUAACCACUGGAGUCUUAUGGAUUACUCUUAUGCUGCGUUUAUGUGCUUUUGGAGCCUCCGAGAUCAAUUUGCAUUGUAUGGACCUACAGAGCUGAGAUAUUCUUCUACAAAUCUUCGUUUGUUUUUGUCAGCAGAAGAAAGAAAGUCAUACACACCUGGGAUGCCAUUAGGGUGAGUAAAUGAUGAGAGAAUUUUCAUUUUUGGGUGAAGUACUCCUUUUACAAAUGACCAGUUUUUCAAUUAUUUUUUUAACUGUACCAUUUUUAUACAGUUUACCCCAACACUGGAACUGAGAAAACUAUGAAAUAAAGAAAGAAAUUUGGAUUUUGUAGUUACUGCAAUUUUUACACUUAGUUGAGCAAAACCUAUAUGUCACAGGACAGAUAAUAGUCUAAGAGACUUUAAAAAUGUGUGUGCUACUGCAUUUUGCCUUUGUACGGCAGUAUUGUCGAGGAGAAGUGAUUUUUCGGCUAAGGGCCAGCGUGUCAGCUUAUCAUGGAUCCGUUUAAAAAGAGGUCAUUAAUUUAUCUGACUGACUAAUUUUUGCUGUAAAGAGGGGGUUUCUGUAUUAUCUGGGGGAUGUGAUGUCAAUAAAGAAUUGUUUAUGAUGGCGAGUAAGAUGCAGAGGCCAGAACCAAAGAACAGAACCUUUAGACUGCCACCCGGAAGCUGCAGUAGACCCCACUGGGGGGUCACAGUCCUAUUCCACCAUUAUACUAUAAGUUUUUACAACUCAUGCAGUGUGUUUUGCAUAUUUAUCUCUUGCCUCCUCAUCACAAAUAGAGGCCAAAUUAGUUGUGUCCUGGCUACUAGUGUCAGGAUAACAGCACCUGCAGCAAACAUGGACUUAUUUUUAUAUAUAUAUAUAUAUAUAUAUAUAUGUUUACAUUCAUAUACAACUAUUGUGUAAGAGAGAGAGAAUGAGAGAGUGAGAUUCAAAUUGCAAAUGUACCUGCUGACAUUGCUUUGGCCUUCUCUGUGCUUCCAGUGACUUUGUUCAUAUCUUUGUGCUUUAAUUUAACGGUUUAAAAGAAAUACAUUUUAGAAUAAUUUGUUGAAAUCACAACAAAUCACACAGAAAAAAAAAAAAACAUGCACAUGCACUCUUUAUGACUCAUACAAGCUCAUGUUCAUGAGUUUUAGUGUUUUAAACUUUUUUUGUACAGAAUGCACUGUCAGAUCUAGACACAAUGUGAGACCUUUCACCUCUACACUAUCUCUGUACGGAGGCAGGAGUGUGUUUGUAAAAGAAACAUUUUCUUUAUACACACAUUGGCUCUGUUCUAAACCCAGUGAGCAGCCUGCAUAGACAGCAUUUAAAGCAAUUGGUGCCAGAAUCGGCGCAAAAGCAAUCCCAAAAUGUAUUGUGACAAGCAAUCCAAGAUGGCAGAAAUCAGAGAAAUGUUGAUUAUAAAUAUAAUGAAUCCAAUACCAAAAUGUAUUGAUAAAAUGUUUUUCUAUUUAAUGUAUAGUUUAUUUAAAUUGUGGAUUAUUUAAUAUAUAAUAGUUUUAUUUAUCCUUUAGUAAAGGACUUCUUUACUCCAUAUUUGUGUGUACAGUUUUUUUCUGCUUAGUAGAGUAUCACAUUGGUAGCUUAGCAUUAUGCAAACAACACACUCUAUUGAAGUCAAUUGUGGCUUGAGUCUCCAGUUGCAUUUGUUGUGAGGAGCACUACAGAGUUGUUGCCAAUGUAGAAUCUUUCACUCGUGAGAUUUUAUUUUAAAUACAGUAGAAUGCUGCCUUAGAAGUGGGGUUUCCAAAUGUCCUGUAUUUUUGCCGAAAUGACAACAUCCUGUACAGGACACCCAUUGUCCCAUAUUUCAGCAGGGAGAUGCUUCCCUCCACCCCUGUCUCAUAUUCAUGUGGCAAAAUGUUGGUAACCCUACUUAGAAGGCAGAUGCCUUUGUAGGCAGUACACAGCAAGGCAGCUCACUAGGUUUUGGAACAGAGCCACUCUCACACUCCUUAAAUAGCCAUGCAACCAGUUGUAUGCAGGCAAAAUAAUAUAUUUAAAGGAAUAGCUUACCCAAAAUGAAAAUUCUCUCAUGAUCUCACCCUCAUGCCAUCCCAGAUGUGUAUGACUUUCUUUCCUCUGCUGAACACAAACAAAUAGUUUUGGAAUAAUA
This is a messenger RNA of Myxocyprinus asiaticus (Chinese sucker), 7545 nucleotides long. Its product is annotated as sodium/calcium exchanger 3-like. The coding region runs from base 443 to 3214 and encodes 923 amino acids. NCBI's taxonomy places the organism in Eukaryota, Metazoa, Chordata, Actinopteri, Cypriniformes, Catostomidae. Gene Ontology annotation, molecular function: calcium:sodium antiporter activity. The record is from RefSeq and is a predicted model, not a curated record. Gene Ontology annotation, biological process: cell communication; sodium ion transmembrane transport; calcium ion import across plasma membrane. The transcript is spliced from 8 exons. Gene Ontology annotation, cellular component: postsynapse; sarcolemma; axon.